AUGGCCGACAUCAGAGCCAUGGACUUGGAGCACUCCAUGAAACACACUGCAGUUGGCACGAAGCAUUCUCACCAUGAGAAUGCCAACGAACUCGGCAAUAACAACCUGCCCUCCUCAGCGGAAGACCUUGAAAAGCACCCAUCUCAUGGCGCAGGCUAUGACAUGUCGCACCUGCCUAUGGAAGACGGCGAGUAUAUCGUGACGGCCAAAACAUGGGCCGUUGUGGCGACUCUGGCUUUUUCUUAUGGCAUUUCCUUCUGGCCGGUUCCUUUUUUCAGCACCAUCGAGACACAAAUAGCUACACAGUUUGGUUCACCAGGUGGAGGCACAUGGAUCACUUCUGUCUACACUUUAGCCGGCGCUAUUUCAUUCAUGAUUUGUGGUGCUAAUAGCGACCUGUUCGGCCGAAGAUACUUCAUUCUAUGUGGCAACGUCCUUGUCUUUAUUGGGGCUAUUCUCGGCGCUACCUCGCACAGCUUGGGUCAGACUAUUGCUGCACACACCUUGUUCGGUUUCGGAGGCAGCCAGUGCCAGUUGGCCGCCUUUGCACUACCUGAGCUGCUUCCAAACAAGUGGCGCCAUUUUGCGGUGGUCAUGGCAGAUGGUCUAAUCUUCUUUGACGUUAUCGUUGGUCCUGUGGCCGCUCGGGUAGCUAUCCGUCAUGGCAGCGCAUGGCGCUGGGGCUACUGGGGGACUGCAAUCAUUAUAGCGAUCUCCUUCGUUAUUCUGUUGUUUGCUUACUUUCCACCUAAGCACCCACGUGGCAUCCCGUGGGAUCAAGCUCUGAAGCAGCUUGACUACGUCGGAAUAUUGUCCUUUACUGGAGCUACGACCCUUAUUCUGGCUGGUAUUGUCUUCGUCCAACUCCGGUCCUCGAGCGACCCAUUGGUCAUUGGCCUACUUGUGUCAGGCUUCGCUUUGCUGGUUUUCUUUGCUGCAUGGGAAACUCUGGCUCCAUUGAAAGAACCUCUGACGCCGCGUCGCCUUUUCACUCACAACAGAGGGCGUAGUCUGACAGCUCCAUUCAUUGUCGGAUUUGUCGUGACCAUGUUCUACUACGGCACCAACAUCACAUGGCCCACUAUGGUAGCGGUAUACUUUACCAAGACUACAACUCCGUUCCAUAUUACAUUACUGCAGGCGACUAUCCAAGGUUUGGGCAUCUUCACCGGUGCAAUGCUUCUUUCUUUUGGAGGUAGUCAUAUCAAACACUGGAAAUGGCAGAUGACCGUUCCUAUCACUUUGAUGACCUUCUUCGGUGGUAUGCUAGGGUACAUCAACCCAGAAAGAGAAAACCUCGGUAUCGCAUUCGCCUUUCUCUGCGCAAUGUUCUACGGUUACGCGCAAUACCUCUCUAUUGCCUACAUACAGUUUGGGGCUGAUCAAAGAGAACUUGGUAUUGCCGGCGGCCUGGCUGGUGUGGCGAGAGUGGCUGGAGGCGCUAUUGCUGUCACUGUGUACGAGACAAUCCUCAUCAAUGUUCAAAGCUCCUACGCUGCAAAGCAUGUCCCGGCAGCUGCUGAAGCAGCAGGUGCUUCUGCCAAAGUCGCCGAGGCUAUCCUAGCUGCACUGCCACUUGGUGCGGCAGCUCUUGCUAAAGUCCAGGGUGCAACUACAGCUAUGAUCGAAGCAGCAGCUGGCGCAUACACCCAGAGUUACGUGUCCGGUCUCAAAACCGUCGCCCUUGCUUCGGUUGGAUUUGGUGCUGUGGGCAUAAUUGCCACUUUGUUCUUGGAAGAUAUUGGGCCGAAAAUGACGCCCAAGAUUGAGAUCUUCUUGGAGAACGAUGUCCAGGCGGAAAAGAACAAGUUCCAUUGA
Messenger RNA from Exophiala viscosa, 1818 nucleotides. RefSeq names its product fungal trichothecene efflux pump. Lineage: Eukaryota; Fungi; Ascomycota; Eurotiomycetes; Chaetothyriales; Herpotrichiellaceae. The record is from RefSeq and is a predicted model, not a curated record. The coding region runs from base 1 to 1818 and encodes 605 amino acids. Gene Ontology annotation, molecular function: transmembrane transporter activity. Gene Ontology annotation, cellular component: plasma membrane. Gene Ontology annotation, biological process: transmembrane transport. The transcript has 5 exons.